Debaryomyces hansenii CBS767 is the source of this 2691-nucleotide messenger RNA. Its product is annotated as cullin. Lineage: Eukaryota; Fungi; Ascomycota; Pichiomycetes; Serinales; Debaryomycetaceae. The transcript has a single exon. Gene Ontology annotation, molecular function: ubiquitin protein ligase binding. Gene Ontology annotation, biological process: protein ubiquitination; ubiquitin-dependent protein catabolic process. The coding region runs from base 1 to 2691 and encodes 896 amino acids. The record is from RefSeq and is a predicted model, not a curated record. Gene Ontology annotation, cellular component: Cul3-RING ubiquitin ligase complex.
AUGUUACCUCCUGGAAGCAGGCGGUCUAAAAUCAGACCACCGAGGAAGUCUUUAGUUAGCACUUCUAUUGGGAAUUCUAGUGGAGAUUCAGUUAUCGACUAUGACUUAUCGUGGUCGGUACUUUCAAAUGCCAUCACACAGAUCCAGAAUAAAAAUGUUUCUAAAUUGUCGUACGAGCAAUUGUAUAGGAAGGCGUACAUUUUGGUGUUGAGGAAAUAUGGAGCGAAGCUCUAUGAUGACGUUUCGCUGUUGAUUAGACAGCAUUUGCUACAGAAGAGACAGAAUUUGCUUGCGAUAUUGAAUCUGUCGUCGUCGUUGAAUAACUCAAUCAAUGAGGAUUUCAUGAAGGCCGUAUUGGUGGAAUGGGACGAGCAUUUGCAGUCGAUGAAAUUCAUCAGCGAUGUGUUGAUGUAUCUCAAUCGGGUGUAUGUUAAGGAACACAAGAAGCUACUUAUCUACGACUUGGGGAUCCAAUUAUUUAAGGAUAAUAUUGUCAAGUACGAGGAUAACGAGUUGGGGUCGAAAUUGAUUGAGAUAGUUGUGGAGGAGAUUACCAAGAACAGAAAGGGCGAAGUGAUAACAACGAAGAUGUACAUAACCAAGAUUAUCAAUAUGCUCGAGUUGUUACUUGAAACCAGCAAUUCGGGCAAUGACUUGCAGUAUGGAGAAAAUUACUACCAGAGAUACUUCGAGCCUACCUUUCUUGCUGGUUCAGAGACUUUUUUUUAUAAUUUGUCCCAGGAGUUCAUUAAUAAUGUGCUUGGUACGAAGUAUUUGCAUGAUGCCCACCGUUUUAUAAAAGAAGAAGAAAACAGAAUCAACUUUUAUUUGCCUUCUUCGACGUAUCCAAGAAUAAUAGAUUUAAUGAAUAACAUCUUGAUUAAAGAUAAAAUCGAUAGAAUAUUGUGCCUCCCAUUCGAACAGCAAGGUUUAUCGUAUUGGUUACAGCCUGUCCUUUCGAAUAUUCUUGAUCAAAAUUUGUCGUCUAACAGAGAAAAACAUCACUUCGCAGAAUUGAAAAUACUAUAUGAGUUGUUGGGUAGAAUUGACCCCGACUACGAGCUUUUCAGAACGCGUUUAAAGGACUUGGUUGUAUCCCAGGGUAGUACAUUGCCUUCACUUGUUAAGGAGUCAAUAUCGUUAAAGGAUGACAGUACAUCAAAGAAGUCGAACGCUAAUUCCACUGCUUUUGCGUCUACGUGGAUUAAUUCUAUUUUAGAAUAUCAAAACCAAUUUUCAAUGAUUAUCAAAGAAUCGUUUUCCGGGGAUGUAGCAUUGGAGCAAUGUAUCACCAUGGGUAUGAGGGAAUUCAUAAAUGGAGCUCAAAAUGCACCCGGUGGUAGUAAAAAAUCAAACACAUCAUCAGGAAACAGUGCUCCUGAAUUGUUAUCGAUUUAUAUGGAUUUUAGGAUCAAGCAACUAACGAAGAAUCCUGGAUCAAGCUCCAAAAAUAUUCCAACCGAAAAUGAUAAUGACAUGAAUGGAUCGUCGAUAGAUCAAACUGAUGAUUUAAUUAACAAAUCUGUUGCAUUUUUGAGAUUCAUAAAAGAUAAAGAUGCGUUUGAAGCACAUUAUGCCAACCAUUUUGCCAAAAGAUUUUUAAACUUUAAAAAUUCACAAGCGGGCAAUUCAGCGAGCAAUGGAAAACUAGGAGUUGACCUCGAAGAAUUAAUAAUAUCGAAAUUAGGAGAAGAAAUGGGUACAACGUCAUUAGAUAAGGUCAUUAAAAUGGAUAAAGACAUAAAGCUGUCUCGUGACUUGACCAAAGAUUGGAGAAGCUAUGUGAACCAAAAUCAUAAGAAAUCACUAAUAGAAUUAGAUUUGAAAGUUUGUAAUGUUUCAGAUUGGCCUAAAUCAAUGACAAAGGAUUAUAAGAAGUUUUCUCGGGACGACACUAAUAAUGAAAUUGGAUUUAUUUGGUCGCGUCAAUUACGAUCCACCAUUAAAGAAUUUGAAGAAUUUUGGUUCACGAAUAAGAGAAACGACAAUAAAUCGCUCUUCUGGUGUCCCAAAUUUGGCUCUAUGGACUUGAGAAUAACAUAUCCUACAAAAACAUACGAUAUAAGCAUGUCAACAUACGCGGGUAUAAUCAUGCUUUUGUUUGCCCCACAAUCCACUGAUGCAGAUGGCAAUGAAGUCCUGGCAUUUGAUGAAAUGAGAGAACUAGCGUAUGACGAGAUCAGAGAGCUCACUGGCAUUCCGGAGGCUGAUUUGAAGAGACAAUUACAAUCAAUAGCGGUCGCACCAAGACUGAGGCUCUUGGUCAAAAUACCAAUGACCAAGGAAGUAAACAAUAGCGAUGUUUUUAAAUUAAAUGAGAAGUUCAAGUCACCUUCCACCAAGGUCAAGGUUUUGACUGUUUCAGCCUCCUCUAGUGCUUCGAGUGGUACGAAAGUUUCUUCUACUAAUGAUACCACACUUGCAAAAACAGUUCAAGAAGAAGAAUUUGAAGAAUUGCAAUCAAGUAUUCUAGAAGGUCGUAAGAUAGAAGUUAAUGCUGCAAUUGUGCGUAUAAUGAAAUCCCGUCGUACAAUCAACCAUAACGAUUUGAUAAGUGAGUUGGUCAAACAGUUGCAUAAUAGAUUCCAAACACUGACUAUUCUUAUAAAACAAAGAAUUGAAGAUUUGAUUGAGAAAGAGUAUUUAAAAAGAGAUGAUAACGAUAAAAGUAUAUACCAUUAUGUCGCUUAG